Molecule: messenger RNA, 4097 nt
Organism: Oncorhynchus keta (chum salmon)
Lineage: Eukaryota; Metazoa; Chordata; Actinopteri; Salmoniformes; Salmonidae
Gene: sufu
Product: suppressor of fused homolog (Drosophila)
Exons: 12
Coding region: 302-1717 (471 amino acids)
Cellular component (GO): nucleus; cytoplasm
Molecular function (GO): transcription factor binding
Source: RefSeq, a predicted model, not a curated record
AUGUAAACUCCCUGCAAACGGGGCACCGGGACAUACAAAACGAACUUGACCAGUUCCUCCGUUCCUUUCUACAGCCCAAACCAAUGAGGAAAAGUUUUCAUAGGUGGGAGCAAACAUUGAGUGGGGAUAACAAUCGUGGGGCGACAGUUUACUUUAGCUUCUAAACAAUAUCAACAAUUCAAAAUACAGUUACUGUUGUUCUGUCAACCAACAGUAAGCCGAGGGAUUCUCCCUUAUCUUCCUGGAGAAAGUAAUUUGUUUCGCCCUUGGAGGUAUUCCCAGCUUUCUGAAGCAGUAGGGGAUGGACGAAGUGCGGCCUACCAGCGGACCAGCAGCCACCGCCCUGGCGUCACUCUUCCCCCCGGGUCUGCAGGCAAUCUACGGGGAAUGCAGGCGCCUCUACCCCGACCAGGCCAACCCCUUACAAGUUACAGCCAUUGUAAAAUACUGGUUGGGAGGUCCUGAUCCAUUGGACUACAUCAGUAUGUACCGUAACAUGGGCUGUGCAGCACAAGACGUACAGGAACACUGGCACUAUAUCAGCUUCGGACUCAGUGACCUGUAUGGAGACAACAGAGUACAUGAGUUUACAGGCCAGGAAGGCCCCAGUGGCUUUGGCUUUGAGCUGACGUUCAGGCUGAAGAGAGAGGUGGGAGAAACAGCCCCUCCUACUUGGCCAGCUGAACUCAUGCAGGGCCUGGCCCGCUAUGUCUUCCAAUCAGAAAACACGUUUUGCAGUGGAGACCACAUAUCAUGGCACAGUCCCCUGGACAACAGUGAGUCUCGUAUCCAACACAUGCUGCUCACUGAAGACCCCCAGAUGACUCCGGUCCACACCCCCUUCGGCCUGGUCAACUUCCUGCAGAUUGUGGGUGUGUGUACAGAAGAGUUGCAGGCGGCUCAGCAGUGGAACGGCCAAGGAAUGCUGGAGCUGCUCCGAGGGGUCCAUGUUGCUGGAGGGCCCUGGUUGAUAACUGACAUGAGGAGAGGAGAGACCAUCUUUGACAUCGACCCUCAUUUACAACCGGAGCGUGUGGACCAGGGUAUAGAGACAGAGGGCUCCAACCUGAGCGGCGUGAGCGCCAAGUGUGUGUGGGAUGACCUCAGCCGACCGCCCGAGGAUGAAGAGGACAGCCGCUCAAUCUGUAUAGGUUCUCAGCCACGAAGACUGUCGGAAAAAGAUACAGAGCAGAUCAGAGAAGCCCUGAGAAAAGGAUUGGAGUUCAACACUAAAGCAGCACUACCCCCUAUCAACUCGCAGAGACAAGGACAUGACAGGCCUCAGAGUCGUAAGGACAGUCUGGAGAGUGAGAGUUCAGCGGCCAUCGUUCCUCACGAGCUAGUUCGUACCAGACAACUGGAAAGUGUUCAUCUGAAAUUCAACCAGGAGUCAGGAACACUGCUGCCCCUCUGUCUCAGGGGUCGUUUGCUCCAUGGUAGACACUUCACCUAUAAGAGUAUAAAUGGAGACACAGCCAUCACCUUCGUAUCCACCGGAGUAGAGGGGGCCUUUGCUACUGAGGAACACCCGUAUGCCGCACAUGGACCCUGGCUACAGAUAUUGCUGACUGAGGAGUUUGUUGAACAGAUGCUUGGAGAUCUAUCGGAGCUCAACACUCGAGAGGAGACCAAGUUACCGAAGGAAUACAGCUGGCCAGAAAAGAAACUGAAGAUCUCGGUCCUGCCUGACUCUGUGUUUGACAGCCCUCUGCAGUGAGACUUGGACCCACUCCUCUCUACAGAAUACUCUGGACCUGUUCACUCAGACUUUAAAUGUUCAUGUUCAGUAGGUCACAUCGUUGCAAAGCAUUUCCCAACAGAAGUUCAGGUAGUACCUGUAAGUUGUCUUCCAUUUUACUGAACACAACCCUGCUCUGUUCCAUGGGCUCUGGUCUGCCUUCUAGCCCAAAGUGAGAACACCUGACCUCCACCUGAUCUCUUUGUCACAUCUGCUACCAAUUUCUACUGCGUUUAACUAUCCUUGUAGAAACGCCUGGAGAUGUUCCGGAAACCUGUUUCUCCAGAUAGCUGCCUUGCUAGAUGAUACAUAGUUGCUAUGUCUUGGGUAAAAUUUCUAGUUAGGAUGUGACAUCCCACUAGACUCAAUAUGUUUGUAGCACAGGCAAAAAUGUAGGGUCAGUUCAUUUAGUUCAACGAUUCUGUUUUUUGGUUUUCUAGGGCCACAUUCCAUUUGAAGUGUUCUCUUAAAACGCAUAUGUGUUUAUUUGUUUAAGUGCUGGACAUUUGCUUAAUGUGUUAUAAAGUAUAUAUAUGGUCAAGCCAAAGGUGCUACCAGUUUCCCAUGAGGUUUGUAUCGGACAAGAUGUUGUGGAAUUUAGACAACUGUGCAAAUCUGAAAUGGUGCCUUCUUCCCUAUAUAGUUUAUUUUGGCCGGAGCCUUAUGAGGGGUAUAUAGGGCAGGGGUCUUCAAACGUGUCCACAGCAUGCAGGCACUGCAGGGGCUGUUCAUAAAAAAAAUGUUAUUCCAAUGUUCAAUCAAUCAAAUUGUAUUUAUAUAGCCCUUCGUACAUCAGCUGAUAUCUCAAAGUGCUGUACAGAAACCCAGCCUAAAACCCCAAACAGCAAGCAAUGCAGGUGUAGAAGCACGGUGGCUAGGAAAAACUCCCUAGAAAGGCCAAAACCUAGGAAGAAACCUAGAGGAACCAGGCUAUGUGGGGUGGCCAGUCAUCUUCUGGCUGUGCCGGGUGGAGAUUAUAACAACAUGGCCAAGAUGUUCAAAUGUUCAUAAAUGACCAGCAUGGUCGAAUAAUAACAAGGCAGAACAGUUGAAACUGGAGCAGCAGCACAGUCAUGUGGACUUGGACAGCAAGGAGUCAUCAUGUCAGGUCGUCCUGGGGCACGGUCCUUGGGCUCAGGUCCUCCUGUUGUUGUGAAUAUCCAUGUACUGGGAAAGUGCCGAUGGCUACUGGUAAGCUUUCUUGACGUGGACGUCAAUUUUUGCAGACAUGUGUUGGCCUACUAGCUAUUAAGGUAAUUCCGAUGUUAGUGUACACUUCCUCUUCCAAUUAUAAUUGGGGAGGUCAAAUUAAUAUCUACCAGAUCAAUUUUUUAAAUGUAUUUUACCCCUCUUUGCCAUUUAUUAUACACAAUCAUUUUUUGCUAACAUAUGAUGGGGGUCGCUGGAUUGCCUGGGAGGGGGUCCCUGGGGAAAAAGUUUGAAGACCCUUGGCAUAUGGUGUAAUUUGGGAUACAGACAAUCAAACCACAUGAUCCUCUCAUUCUAUCGUGUCCUGUCAAAUCUUUGUCCCCCUGUGCCAAGAGCCUGAUUAUUUUACAGAGUAAUAUUUUGUGUAUGUAAUGUUUUACUGUUAAUUUUAUGAAAUAUCUCUGAAGCUCUACAAUGACUGAUAACUACUAUUAGAGGAAAGAUUGUGUUUGUAAGAGUUUAUAGGCCUGUCAGAGUGAAAUGUUGGAAAGCGUUUCGGAGAACUCUCCAUGUGUCCACAAAUAAAGUUAGUCUGACAUUUUUCACUGAUUAACAUUCACUGCAUUGUUUCCUGUCCCUAGUUGGAUCAGAUUUUUGUUGAUAGAACUGACGUCAGUGCCUGUGUUUUUAGGAAGCCACUAGAACUUGUCAGAGCCUAGGUCCACGCCACAUUUUUUAUCACCACUUUCUUCACAGAAACUUGUUCUUUCCUUCUGUCACAAUGCGUGUCAACUGUUGCAUGAAUAUAUUGUUUUGCUCUGGUAGAAACAGAACCAGAGUCAGUCUGCCAUGGCCUUGACGUGUAUAGGCUCCAUGCAUUGUAAAGACUGUAUCCACUGUCAACCGCUCCUGUAUUUUAAUAUAUAUCAGUUUCAAUCAAGGACCUCUGUCUUUAUAUACAUACAGCAUCCCAGAUAUCUGUUAUGCCAUGAGUGCAUUCCAUUGACUAACUAGAGUCAAGAACAGGAGCUGACUCCUUUUUUUCUAUACCUGUUCACAUGUAUUCUACAGUGUCUUUCUUUAUUCCGAUUGGGAUUUAUUUGUGUGUGGUCUUUAUAAUAAUGUUUAUUGUUAUUUUAUGAUGAAUGAAGGAAUCACUAAACUGCCUGUUUCUGUAAUCACAAGUGCAUUAAACAGAAAUCGACAUUCA